UUUGGUCAUUACAUUUACGGCAUUUAGCAGACGCCUUUAUCCAAAGCGACUUACAGUAUACAGUUUAAGCAACUGAGGGUUAAGGGCCUUGCUUAAGGACCCAACAGUGGUAACCUGGCAGUGGUGGGGUUUGAACCAGCGACCUCCUGCUUGCUAAUCCAGUACCUUAACCACUAGGCUACAACUGCCCCAACUGAUCAUAUAGUAUAUGGGCAUACUUAAUAUUUAAAGAGGAUUUCCUGCAGUGAUGAAAAAUGAUACUCUGCAAUACAUUUGGCCCCAGAUCCGGACCAGAAGACAUUUGCUAUGCGGUACAGCCGAGCAGCUAAACCCACCCAGCCUACUAGCGUUGUUUGACUUUUAUUUUGACAAAUAUAUACAAAGGUGACAAGGAAGUGUUGCUGCUUGGUUAGCGUGAUGACAAUACGUUGUUAAGUUUCGAAUAACAAGGCAUUAGAUGCGUUGGCUCGUAUUUAGUCUCUUUUAAAGCAAGUGCAGACGAGGAAAAAUAACUUAAAACUGAAAUCAUCGUAUCGCCAGUUUCUCUGUGUUAUUGUUUUUGACUAGGAGGACUCCAGUAGGACUAAGGAUCAGAUCCAGCAUGCCGUUGCAUUUUUGUCCGCAAUGUGGCUCAAAGGUUCAGCCUGGAUUUAAGUUUUGUCCGUCCUGUGGGGAAAAGUUGCCCUGCCAGUUCGAUGCUCCUGAAACUACCAGCAACGAUUUAUUUGGCGUUUUGGAUACAACAACCUGUGACACACACAGGCAGCUUCCGUUAUCAAAAGAGGUUCUGCCACCCGUCACCAACCUGCAAGCUGUUGAGUUGACUGCUUGUACAGCUCUGACCCGCACACCCAUCCAAAGUAGCCGCCGAUCAUCCGCCAGGAAAACCAGCAGUCCAUCCACACCUACCAAAGUUGGUACUAACACAGAUCGAAAGCCUUUGACAUCACCUCUAAAACGAAAGGCAUCUGCUGAGGUGAAAGAAGAGGAGCAAAAGAAAGUGACCUCUCCAUUAUGUUCUCCCCCUUCAGAAUCCAAGGCAAAGCGAGCCAAGCGAUGUGUUGUGGAACCUGUGCAGGAAGGGAUGGAGCUUUGUGACCAGUCAGGCAAGAAAUGGAGAUUGGGCAGACUGUUAAAUCGAACAGAGGUGGAGCUAACAUAUGAAGUGCAACAAGCUAAUGUGAAGAGCACAUCUGAAUGGAACCACAUUUUGAAAAUGGGUGCUAAAGAAGGACAACUGUUUAAUGAACAGAAUUUUCUCUUAAGAGCUGCUAAAUCUGUGGCAGUGGAGAAAUGGGUGAAAAAACUUAACCUGGACUUUCUUGGAAUUCCACCCUCUGUGGGCUUUGGUCUGUAUGAAACAUACAGAUUUCUAAUUUUUCCUGACAUGGGCCAAACUUUGCUGUCAGUUAUGGACACAGAGAAGGAGCCUCUCCCCGAGAGGGCAGCCCUGCAGUUAGCAUGCCGAUUGUUGGAUGCCCUGGAGUUCAUACAUGAAAAUGAAUACGCCCAUGCAGACAUCCAUGCUGGAAACAUCUAUACAGACAAACGCUCACAGGUGUUCCUGUCAGGCUUUGGCCAUGCAUUUAGGUUCUGUCCAGGAGGGAAACAUGUUGAAUAUCGGGAUGGCAGCCGCAGUCCUCACCAGGGAAACCUUUGCUUUAUCAGCCUAGAUUCACACAAGGGGGCUGGUCCCUCUCGUCGCAGUGAUCUGCAGUCUUUGGGUUACUGUCUGCUUUUUUGGAUGACAGGCAAUCUACCCUGGAGUAACAUAUCAUUAGCUUCAUCCAUCUCUGCUGAAAAGGAGAGGUAUAUGACUGAUAUUCAUGGGCUAGUGAGCUACUGUUAUAAAAAGAAGAAAGUUUCAGGUGCAUUACAAUCCUACCUGUCUCAUGUCAUGAGCCUGCAUUAUACCGAGAAGCCUGAUUAUUCACUUCUGAAAGCUGGGCUUAAUGAAUCUCUGCAGAAGAUGGGAGGAACUUUGGGACAACCGCUGUUCUUCAAUUUGAGUUAAAAAUGAACUGGACCAUAACACUAUGUUUUUAAUUUAUUUGCUUUUAAAGUAAAAAUAUUUUAUACAUUUACAGUAACAUUUUAAUAGUGUGUUCUUGAUUAUAUCAUUUCACUGAUAAUCCACAAGAUUGUGAAUGUUCUGAAUGUAUGAUCACUUGGAAAAAACUCACAUUCUAAAUGUUUAGUAACUGCAUCCUGUUCUUUUUAUCAUGAUCACAUUUGUGUUAUGUAGUACUGUUAGUUCCUUUGUUGGAUGUGUAGAUUUUAAAUUGA
Trichomycterus rosablanca is the source of this 2286-nucleotide messenger RNA. RefSeq names its product VRK serine/threonine kinase 3 (gene vrk3). Gene Ontology annotation, molecular function: ATP binding; protein serine/threonine kinase activity. NCBI's taxonomy places the organism in Eukaryota, Metazoa, Chordata, Actinopteri, Siluriformes, Trichomycteridae. Bases 602 to 2014 code for a protein of 470 amino acids. The transcript is spliced from 14 exons. Gene Ontology annotation, biological process: peptidyl-serine phosphorylation; signal transduction. The record is from RefSeq and is a predicted model, not a curated record. Gene Ontology annotation, cellular component: cytoplasm; nucleus.